Messenger RNA from Darwinula stevensoni, 3876 nucleotides. The record is from the annotation of a GenBank genome assembly. Lineage: Eukaryota; Metazoa; Arthropoda; Ostracoda; Podocopida; Darwinulidae.
AUGUCUGGGGCGACGUUGUUUGUCGUGAAGGGAGGUGUCCUGGGGAUGAUAGGGUCCCCCAUCCCCUCGCACGAUUCUUCCAUCCCUCGAGCUGUGCCAGUGAAUCAGCAAGAUUCGAGAGGAGAAAAGAGAGAAGGGACUGCACGAAGCACCUGUUGGCGUCUCCGAUUCGACAUCCUUGUUAGUUCCACGUUUGGAAACGAGGUGAAAGAUGUGGAAAACGGCGCUGGCGCUGUGCUCGAAUGCAGAUUCAAUCCUGUCCUUCUGUCUCGGGAUACGGCCUUCUAUUGGAUUCGAACUAACAAGCGCGACAAGGACAACGUCGCCAUUGGGGAACGACCGCUAGAAGAUGGAUAUGACGUGGAUUUCAGGCCGUCAGAAGGAAGAUACGACCUCUACAUUAAGGGGGCAACCUACGGAAGAGACAAUGGGGAAUUCGAAUGCAAACUGAAGGAAGUGGGAACGGGAGACGAGCUGCAUACUAAGAGGUUCCAGUUGACGGUCUUGUUACCACCCGGGGUGCCGAAGGUGUCACCGACAGCACCCGUGGCCGUGGAAGGAAGGACCAUUGACCUGGAAUGCUCCAGUUCGGGCGGAAGUCCCGAUCCACAAAUCAAGUGGUAUCGAGAGGGCAGUGAUGAACCUUUGGAGAGUGUGCUCAUUCCCGGAGGAGGGAAAGACCAGGAAACGAGGGGAAUUUUGAGGGUUGUACCCAAGAAAGAGGACGAUGGAGGGAAAUUCACUUGUAUCGUCUGGAAUCGGGCUCUUCCUCAGGGCCACACCCUCUCCUCUUCACUCAAACUCACUGUCAACUAUUUUCCCCGAGUGACCGUGGGUCCUGAGAACCCAGUCCUGGUGGAAGAAGGGGGUCGGGCUUUGUUUUCCUGCAGUGUUGAUGCUCGGCCUCCUCCGAAUUCUGUUACCUGGACCCGACACGGGAAAUUCCUCGCCACGGGUUACACGUUUACCCUGGACCGAGUGAGUCUGCCAGACUCCGGUGCUUACGUGUGCCAGGCCGACAACGGACUCGGCCAGCUUGGUCAGGCUUCCAUCGACCUGGAACUCCUUCACGGACCCAUGGUCUCGACCGAGGGCAGGCGGGAAGCCGGAGAAGGCGAAGAUGUCCAGCUCACCUGUCAAGUGCAGAGCAAUCCCCCUCCAUCCCGAGUGGAUUGGAUCAAGGUCGGCGACUCUGGAUUCCGGAGAUCAGGUCACAGGUUGACCUUGCCUCAGGUCACGGCCCAGGAUGCCGGUGUCUACGUUUGCAAGGCCGUCGUGGAAAUGGAGAUCUCAGGUCUGAGAGAACCAAAACGACGAGAGGGAAACGGGACAGUAGAAUUGGUCAUCAGGCAUGCCCCGGGGUCAUCCGAGGUCAAGGUUGCUGGAGCGGCCGUAGUGGGCGAGCCAUUGACCUUGGAGUGUGGAAGUGACCCGCCGGGAUGGCCCAUCCCGGUCUAUCGAUGGUGGAAGGGAGAAGACUACGACCGAGCCCUACCCUCCGCCUCCUCGCGAUUCGUCGUCCCUUCUAUCGACAUGAAUGCUCAGGGGUUGUAUCAUUGCCAAGCAGAGAAUGCCCUCGGCCUGGGAUCCCCUGGUUCAAUGAUGGUGGAGGUGAAUCAGAGACCUCGGGUCAUCAAGUCCCCUCCGCCCAGCACUGUGAGGAAGGUCGGGGAUCCCGAGUUCAGCGUUUCCUGCACGGCACAGGGGAAGCCAAAGCCUGCGGUGGAAUGGCUGAAAGACGGUGAUCAGGUCGGCCUCGAAUUCGAAGUGAGGAACGAGGAAGAAGAGAUCGAAGGAGGACGAGGUAUCUAUCGAGUGAAGAGCACUUUGUCCUUGCAUCGAGCCCUGGGACCAGAGGACCGAGGACGGUAUACGUGCCGAUUCACGAGUCCCAUCGGCGAGGACGAGUCAUCCCUCCUUCUUCGAAUCCAACAUCUGCCGAUUGCCGUGGAGAGUCGUAGGGAUCUGAAAGCGGCGGCGGAUUUGGGCUCGGAUGCGGUGCUCACGUGCAAGGUCAGGGCCUUCCCCCGCCCCACCUUCUCAUGGAGGUCGGGGACGACCUUGAACCCGUCACCCGGAGGGAAGUACGAAACCAACAGCAGCACUAUUCAAGGAGACCUGCACAUCGGAGUCUUGCAAAUAAAGGGCGUCACCAACAACGACUAUGGGGUGUAUACGUGCGAAGCGAGGAACGAACUGGGGUCCACGGAAUCGGUGGUGUCACUGGGCGCACGGGGACCCCCAGAAUCACCCGAAGAACUCGAGGCUCAGGCCAUCGGACCCAACUGGGUCUUGCUGGGGUGGAUGGAAGGCUUCGAUGGAGGCUUCCCGGAUACCCUCUAUCACGUGUCUGCGUCCAAGAGGACCAGGGGAGAGAAGGACCGGCCUCUCAUGUUCGACUGCAUCGACAACAAUCCCUGCAACAUCACGGGACUCGAGGAACAGUCCACGUAUGAAUUCCAAGUGAAAGCCAUCAAUCGGAAGGGUGAAAGCGGGUUAUCGUCUACAGCCGUCCUAUCCACGGCCCUUCACGCAUCGGGAAUCCCCCAACCGGAACAAGUAUUCUACGGAGAGGAGGCCAAGAUUAUCCGUUUCUCUGUCAUUUCUGCCUCCCUUCAACUCCUGGGAAUCGCGGAAUUAGAAGAUUUGGGUGGGAAUUGGAUCCCCAUUUCUGCCAGCCCGUUCAUCAUCGACUCCAACAUCGUGGAGGUUCCCGUGGGUGCAGAGGAAGCAGGAAUUCUUCGCACCGUGAGGGUGAAAACUUGCCUCCGUCAACAUCCGGACAUCUGCUCUGACGGGGUCCAGGCUACACGAGUGCGAAGCCUGUCGGGUCCAUUGGUGGCUCCGUGGAGCUUCCCGCUGGAAUACCUGGUGACAGUGGUGGUCUGCAGUGUGGGCUUCUUCGUCGCCCUGGCUCUUCUCGCUUACUGCUGCUGCCGGAAGAACAGCAAGGAAAACGACAAGGGAUUCGAAGCCAACGCUUCUCUGGUGAGGCCGAGCCUGGUGACAGGACAGCCCCCUCCCCCGUAUUAUGCAAAUGGUGAGCCAGGGUACGGAACGGCAAAUGGCAUCUAUGGGUCUGCUCCCAGAUACGGCGUCGCCGACGGAGGUGGGACCAACGGAGGAGGAUCGGUGAAUUCUCAGGAAUCCUUGUGGAAACCGCCGUCGAGCAGCGUCGAGGAGUCUUCUUCCUCGGCCAAAGGGUUCUAUCCUUACGCAACCCAGUGCCACAACCCCGUGCCUCACCUCAGUGCCCCAACCACAACCACCGACUAUUCCUAUUAUCACAAGGAAGACGCCUCCUUCUAUUCAAGAGGAGAGGAUCCUUAUGGAAUGGGAGUCCCCGAUUAUUUCAUACAAAGCCCUAAUUCUCGAGUGUUCAACGAAUCCGUGGACAGUACAAGUGUUGGAAGGACCAAGAGGGUCAUCCACGAGGUCAUCGUUUGAUCCCCUCGUGCUCUCACCUGACAUUUACGCGUCAGCGUGUGUGAUCUCAGCUCAUUUUUUAUAUAUUUUUAAUUCCCUCGAUUCCUCUCUUCGAUUGUGAUACGAGGCUCAACUGGACUUCCUAUAAAAGACUGCGAUCGCGUAGCGUCGUCACCGCCUUCGCCUGUGAUAGCCCUUGUUGCGUCUCUUUCUUCGAGAAGAGACCGUGAUUGUGAUAUACCCCUCCUCAGUUCCUUACACGAUUGUACAUAGAAAGAUGAUUUCCCUCCCCCCUCUCAUGUCCUCUGGGUUUUUACAUCGCAUACAAAAUUUCAAGCCGCGAUACUGAUGCAGUUCUUUCUGAUUUGGUUCAAAUGUUUCAUUCGACCUGUAAAUUGUGAUGACCAGAGACUGCAACUUGGAAUUUGGAAGUAAACGAGAAAUUUGAUA